GGAAGAUCCUACACUCGUCCAGGUCCUUCGCCAUUCACAAUCAGUGCUGGCAUAGUCUGUACCGGUCGCUCGCCAUGUGACAUCCCUGUGGGCGGCUUUGUCACCGUAGACAGGUCUUUGAAUAUCUCGAGCCUGGCCGACGGCACCGUCUCCGACAUAUUUGCUUUGAUCAGCUCUUCAGACACCUCUGUCACGUUCGAGGAAUCAAUGACCAACGACAUUUCAUCUACAACCCAGCGGUUCGAGAACGGCACCGCGGGAUAUGUAAUCUUCACACCAACUCUUCGUUGCAUUUCAGGCACUCUUGGAGGUUGUCCCAGCGGCAAUGCAGCAGUGAUGGACGGGAUCAUAGUUGAAGCUUGCACGCCCACUGGGUCCCCUCAGGAUCCUGAUGACAUCGUGGGGACUAUCAAUAUAGUGAAGGCGGAUGAAGCCACGGCUGAAGCUUUGACUUGUAACCCGGCCAAUGUGAGCAGCGCU
Messenger RNA from Aureobasidium pullulans EXF-150, 480 nucleotides. RefSeq lists its product as uncharacterized. The transcript has a single exon. The record is from RefSeq and is a predicted model, not a curated record. The annotation marks the transcript as partial. Lineage: Eukaryota; Fungi; Ascomycota; Dothideomycetes; Dothideales; Saccotheciaceae.